AUGUCGGCGCUACCGGAUGCUCCUAUUGUGGCGCUAUCAAUUACUGCUUACAUCGGAUACCAUGCAUUCUUACUGUUUAAUGUCUUUACGAAACCUGAAUUGACAGUCAUUGGAAUCACGCGGAAGGCCAGAGCAAACUGGAUUGCCGGAAUCAUGUCUAAACAGGACGGAAGCCUCGGCGUGCUAGCAAUUCAGACCUUACGCAACUACUUGAUGAUAUCCUCAGCGAUGGGAUCUGUAGCAAUAACAUUGAGUGUAGCAAUCAUGGCAGUCGUAGGCUCCCUAUCUGGCAAAUCAUCAGAAGGAACUAUGACCUUCCUGUCCGGUUUCAGUGACGUGUUCAAAAUCAACAUUGCCAUUCUAAUUGCCACCUUUGUCUGUGCCUUUGUAUGCUUUUUGGAAUCUAUGCGGUAUAUGAAUCACACGGGAUUUAUUAUUACGACUGUCCCUCCGAAACAACCUGGCUCUGAGAGGUCGUUGGUGAGGCCGGACAAGGCAAAGGCUAUGGUGCUGCUGGCUACGAGGAUGGUUAAUCGGGGUGCUUUGUUUCAUACUUUUGGAAUCCGUUUCUUACUGUACGCCUUCCCAGUACUCAGCUGGUUGUUCUCUCCGUGGGCCUUACUAGUCACAACAGUCCUCUUACUCGUCAUGUGCUACGUCCUAGACGAAGAAAACGCUGAAGGAUUUGGUGGUCGCAAGGCAUCAGAAAUUAGGCUGCUCCAACGUCGAUUGGGAGAAUCUCAAGAUGAGGAGAUGGAGAUAAAUCCACUAUCAACAGAAUCAAGACCUACCCGUUUAGAUGCCAAUGUGGGGAAGGAGAUGGCUGAAUCGGACUUGGGUACUAGGUAA
Molecule: messenger RNA, 849 nt
Organism: Synchytrium microbalum
Lineage: Eukaryota; Fungi; Chytridiomycota; Chytridiomycetes; Synchytriales; Synchytriaceae
Exons: 5
Coding region: 1-849 (282 amino acids)
Source: RefSeq, a predicted model, not a curated record